AUGAAUGCAAACGGACGGCUUCUACGUUUGAAAUGGCGUUUUUGUUCGGGCCUGCGGUGGCAGAAAGGAUUGCUUAUGUUUCUACUAAUCCUCGGUCCAGUUGUCCGGUGCCAGAUUCGGUAUUCUAUCCCCGAGGAGAUGAAGAAGGGCUCUCUUAUCGGUAACGUAGCACAAGACUUGGGAAUAGACCUGCAGAGGCUCCGAUCUGGCCGGGCCCGGAUCGUGCCGGGGGACAGCGUUCAGUACGCCGGGCUGAAUACGGACAAAGGGAUCCUAGUCGUGAACGAGAGAAUAGACAGAGAGCGGCUCUGCGGUGACGUCACGCCGUGCAGCUUCAGCUUCGAAAUUAUCUUAGAAAACCCCAUCGAGUUGCAUCGCGUAACGGUAGAAAUCGUUGACGUUAAUGACCACGCGCCCGUGUUUAAAACGAACCACAUGAAAAUGGAAAUUAGCGAGUCCGCCAUAACCGGGUCUCGGUUCGUUUUGGAAAGCGCAGAGGACCCGGACGUAGGAGAUAAUGGGCUGCAGAAUUAUGUAUUAAGCCCGAGCGACGUUUUCGUCCUGAAACAACACGCAAACCCCGACGGUAGUAAGUUUGCAGAAAUGAUCCUGCAAAAACAGUUAGACAGAGAGAGGCAGCCGUUUCUCUCCCUGAAGCUGAUCGCCACGGAUGGUGGACAUCCGCAGAGAUCAGGUACAGUAAACAUAGAGAUCGCCGUUUUAGAUGCCAAUGAUAAUGCUCCUGUUUUUAACCAGGCAGUGUACAGGGCUACUGUCGUAGAAAACGCCCCCAUGGGCACCUACAUUACAACAGUGAAUGCUACCGACGCUGACAGUGGCUCUAACGGUUUGGUCACUUACGCGUUUUCUAACUUGAAAGGAAACCUGGAGGAUGUAUUUGAUAUCGAUAAGACAACUGGUAAAAUAACCGUCGCCGGGCAAAUAGAUUUCGAAAAAGACAAAAAAUACGAAAUAAGAGUCGAGGCUAAAGACCAGGGAGGUCUGACGGACCUCGGUAAAGUCAUGAUCGAUGUUGUUGACGUCAAUGAUAAUGCCCCGGUAAUAAACGUCAUGUCGUUCUCGAGCCUGGUGUCUGAAGACGCUCCGAUAGGUUCAACUAUCGCCGUCAUCAACGUCAAAGAUGCAGACUCGGAGAGAAAUGGGCAGAUAACCUGCUCUAUAGACACGACAUAUCCGUUCAAAAUCAAGUCGUCACUGACUAGUUACUACACGUUAGUUUCAGAUAUAGCUUUCGACCGUGAAAACAUACCAGAAUACAACAUCACUGUAACUGCUACAGAUUCGGGUUUGCCUCCUCUCUCCAAUACAAUGAAAUUACACCUUAAAAUAUCUGACGUAAAUGACAACGCCCCAGUAUUUGAUAACAACAUCUACCAUGCAUACAUGACGGAAAAUAACGCUCCCGGCAUUUCAAUAUUCACUGUCAGCGCGCACGACUCUGACUGGCAUCAAAACGCCAGGAUCUCGUAUCUCCUCGAGGACACGCAGCUUAAUGGUAGUCCAGUCUCCACGUUACUAUCCAUAAACUCUCAGACUGGAGUUUUAAACGCGGUGCGCUCAUUUGAUUAUGAACAAAUUAAACAAAUCCAGGUAGUUGUUAAAGCGCAGGAUGGAGGCUCUCCUCCACUCAGUAGCAACGUAACCGUGAACAUAAUGAUCCAGGACCAGAACGACAACGCCCCUCAGGUGCUGUACCCAGUCCAGACCAGCAGCUCUGUGGUGGCUGAAAUGGUGCCUCGUUCAGCAGAUGUGGGCUAUCUGGUGACUAAAGUGGUGGCUGUUGAUGUGGACUCUGGACAGAAUGCCUGGCUCUCCUAUAAGCUGCAGAAAGCCACAGACAGGGCGCUGUUUGAAGUGGGCUUACAGAAUGGGGAAAUAAGGACUAUCCGCCAAGUCACUGAUAAAGAUGCUGUGAAACAAAGGCUGACUGUUGUAGUGGAGGACAACGGGCAGCCCUCUCGUUCAGCUACAGUCAAUGUUAACGUGGCGGUGGCGGACAGCUUCCCUGAAGUGCUCUCGGAGUUCACUGACUUUACGCACGACAAGGAGUACAAUGACAACCUGACUUUUUACUUAGUCUUGGCUUUGGCUGUAGUGUCCUUUCUCUUCAUCACCUGCUUAGUGGUCAUCAUAUCAGUGAAGAUAUACAGAUGGAGACAGUCUCGCAUCCUCUAUCAUUCCAGUCUGCCGGUGAUUCCCUAUUAUCCACCACGUUACUCAGACACUUUGGGGACAGGGACUCUCCAACACGUGUACAAUUACGAGGUGUGCAGGACGACUGACUCCAGAAAGAGUGACUGUAAGUUCGGCAGAGCCGGUAGUCAGAACGUGCUGAUAAUGGACCCCAGUUGUACAGGGACGAUGCAGCGGAUCCAGAAUGAAAAGAACAUCCUGGAUGAGCCAGACUCUCCUGUAGAGGUCAGUUAA
Molecule: messenger RNA, 2448 nt
Organism: Lampris incognitus (smalleye Pacific opah)
Lineage: Eukaryota; Metazoa; Chordata; Actinopteri; Lampriformes; Lampridae
Product: protocadherin gamma-A3-like
Exons: 1
Coding region: 1-2448 (815 amino acids)
Biological process (GO): homophilic cell-cell adhesion
Cellular component (GO): plasma membrane
Molecular function (GO): calcium ion binding
Source: RefSeq, a predicted model, not a curated record